AUGGAUGAUAAUCCAUCUAUAUAUUCUUAUUCAUUUGAUGAAUUUGCUCGAUCAAUAUUGAAUAAGUGUAAAUCUUCUGAGGAUGUUGAUAUUGGAGUAAUCAAAUCUGCCAUCGAGCAUCUUCUAGACAAGAGUAUCAAUGAUGUUAUAUCUGACACUAAUGCUAAAAAUGAAUCGGUAGAUCGUGGAAAUAACCUAUAUGACAUUGCUUCUGCUCAUUAUAAAGAAGCUAUUUCAAAUAAGAAUGAUAUUUCAAAGAUUAAACUUUUUUCGUCUGAAAUGAACAAUACAUGCAAUCUCUUAGAAAUUUUGUGUUCUAAAAUUGGAGCAAAUUUUGGAAAAUAUUUCGAUUAUAUAGCAGACGGGUUGCACAAAUAUAGAUCAAUUAAUAAUUUAGUUAAGAAUAGCGAUUUGAUAAUCAAGAUAAUAGCAUUACCUUGUGAAAUAGAUUACGCGCUAGAAUGCUAUGAAUAUGACAGGGCAUUUGACUUAAUUUCAUUUUCUAAUAAUCUUAAUCAUUUUUUUGAAAAUGUACCGUUUAUGUCUAAAGCUAAACAAAAGAUAGAAAAUAAUAAGCAGAAUUUGCAUGAUUCCUUGUGCGAGGAGCUUGCAUUAGAGUCUGAUAUUACACGGUUGACCAAGUAUAUUUCAUUGUUACGAAAACUCGAGAUAACAUCUGAGAUGGAUGUUAGACGGAUGUUUAUAAAUAAAAGGUCUAGCUCAAUUAAUGACAAAAUUCUACGUAUUGAAAUCGAUCCAAAUAAUCUACAUUUAGUAUUUUCCACAUGUGUCGAUAUUAUACUAAAGGACACUUAUGAAUUUGUCAUUUUUUACAAAACUUUAUUUGGAUGUUUGGAUGAUAGUAUUUCUAAAGCCACGAUAGAUAUCAUAAUUGACAUAUUAAAUAUCAUAAAAAACUCUUAUAAUUUCAAAAGAAGAGACGAUUCUAAUAAUGAAGAUAAAAAUAAUGUCGACUAUUCUAGUAAUAUAUCAAAGUUAUUAGAAAUAUGUGAGACAUAUUCACAAAUUGGUCUAGAUUUUACAUGUCUAGUUUAUUCAAUACUUCAAUAG
Messenger RNA from Babesia microti strain RI, 1071 nucleotides. RefSeq lists its product as hypothetical. Gene Ontology annotation, biological process: intra-Golgi vesicle-mediated transport. The transcript has 10 exons. NCBI's taxonomy places the organism in Eukaryota, Apicomplexa, Aconoidasida, Piroplasmida, Babesiidae. The record is from RefSeq and is a predicted model, not a curated record. Gene Ontology annotation, cellular component: COG complex. The coding region runs from base 1 to 1071 and encodes 356 amino acids.